Molecule: messenger RNA, 2634 nt
Organism: Arachis ipaensis
Lineage: Eukaryota; Viridiplantae; Streptophyta; Magnoliopsida; Fabales; Fabaceae
Source: RefSeq, a predicted model, not a curated record
AUGACGGAUACUAUGUGGUUGCAGAAAUUGCUCUCUGAAAUGCACCUUCCUCAAGGCCCAGCACCUACACUGUACUGUGACAAUCAGAGUACCGUACUAAUGAGUAGAAAUCCAAUACUUCACAGCAGGUCAAAGCACUUUGAAAUUGACCUGCAUUUUAUUCGGGAUAGGGUUGUUCAACAGCAGGCAUAUGUUGUGCAUAUUCCCUCCUUUGAUCAAGUUGCCAAUGUCCUUACAAAACCUCUAUCUCAUGAUGCAUUUAUACGUCUCAGCAAUUCCCAUACCAUUUUACCACCUGGAACUCAAAGAAAUGCAACAUCCAAAGUGUCACUCUUGGAUAAAGAAGCCUAUGCUUUGCUUUCUCUUCACUGGUGGAGUAUCCAAUACAAUAUCUCAAACCGCUGCAACAAUUGGCCUGGUGUUGAGUGCAAUAACAAUGGAAGUAUUACAAAGCUUUCACCUCCAAAAGUUUCCACCUAUACCUUUAAAAGAGACCUCUAUGUUAGGGACAUUGAUUUCUCAGUCUUUUCAAAUCUUGUCCGCCUUGAUCUCAGUCAAAUGGAUCUAUAUGAACUCCCUUUGGGACUAAGUAGUCUCAAGAAGCUAACAUUACUUAACAUAUCCUCCAACAAUCUUCAAGAUGAAAUCCCUUUCUCAUUAGCAAAUUUCCCUCAACUUAUGGUGUUUGAUGUCUCUAACAACCUAUUUAAUGGUCAGAUUCCACAUGAAAUUGGCAUGUUGGAGAAUCUUGUCACAUUGGACUUGAGUUUCAACAUGUUCAGUGGAUCCAUUCCAUUGAGUUUGAGUCAUGUGACUAGUCUCAACCACUUGAGGACAUCCAAUAACCAACUAGAUGGUGAGCUUCCUUCAAUGAUUCUAAGUCUUUCUCAGUUGAAGACUUUUGACCUUUCUCGCAAUCGUUUUCUUGGUAAGCUCCCUACAACAUUUGUAAAUAAUUCCCAGUUAAGGAAUCUAAACCUUUCUGACAAUCGAAUAGGCGGUUUCAUCCCAUGUGAAAUAGGGAAGUUAGAUAAUCUGGUGGUUUUAGACCUGAGUUUGAAUCAGCUAGCAGGUCCAAUUCCUGAUCAAAUAGGGUGUCUAAAAAAUUUGACAAGUCUCCACCUUGAUUCAAAUUGGAUUAAUGGUUCUAUACCUUCAAGUAUAGGACUUUUAACCCAUUUGAAAGAGUUGACACUUGGAUUCAACCAUAUACAUGGGUUGAUUCCUGCAGAAUUAGAGCACUUGGUUAAUCUGAAAGUUUUGGAUAUUUCAAACAAUGCAAUUUUUGGUAGUAUACCAAAAUGGAUAUCUGCAUUAACACAAUUAACAGAUAUAAGACUUCAGGGGAACCAGCUUUGUGGUGUUAUCCCAUAUGGUAUCCUUAUUCAUAGUAUUCAUGUGGAUCUUAGCCGCAACCAUUUAAAUGGAAGCAUUCCUUCUCAAAUUGGCUAUAAUCUUUCAUAUCUAGACCUUAGAGACAAUAACUUGAGUGGCAAGAAACCAAAGGAGCUCGAUUCUAUUCGAUUCUACUAUCUAUAUUGCAAUCCCUUUCUUGAUGAUGGAUAUUAUGACUGCAGCGAUUCACAAGAUCAAAGAGAUUCUGACCAUCAUAAUAACCAUUUCAGUCCAUCAUCUAUGGUUUUGGUUUUGGUUUUGAUAAUUGUGGCCAGCGUUCUCAUUUCUUUUGGCUCCACAGGGAUUGGAAUUUGUGUUCUCCGUGCCAGGUAUAGUCGCAAACACAAAAAUAAGGCAGCAAAGCAUGGAGAUUUAUUCUCCAUUUGGAACUAUGAUGGUAAAAUUGCAUUUGAGGACAUCAUUGAAGCAACAGAGGACUUUGAUAUCAGAUAUUGCAUUGGAACCGGUGCUUAUGGUAGUGUCUACAAAGCGAAACUUCCAAGUGGCAAAACUGUUGCAUUGAAGAAGCUUCACAAAACAGAAUCAGAAAAUCCAUCCUAUUACAAGAGCUUCUGCAAUGAAGUUGAGGUCUUGACAGAGAUUCGCCACCGCAACAUCAUUAGGCUUUAUGGCUAUUGUUUGCAUAACCGAUGCAUGUUUUUGGUGUAUGAAUACUUGGAAAGAGGAAGCUUGUUCUAUAACUUGGCCGAUGAGAUUGAAGCUCAAGAGUUGAAUUGGAGCGAGAGGGUGAACAUCAUUAAAGGGACAGCAUAUGCUCUUGCUCACAUGCAUCAUCAUUGUACUCCUCCUAUUGUUCAUCGAGAUGUCAGCAGCAACAAUAUUUUGCUCAAUUCAGAGUUAGAAGUUUGUGUAUCAGAUUUUGGCACUGCAAGACUUCUUGAUCCUGAUUCAUCUAAUCAAACUCUUCUAGUUGGCACCUAUGGAUAUGUUGCUCCAGGUAUUUUUUUUAGUUUUAUACACACUAUUUUGUCACAAAAUUUAUUGCAUUAACCUAUGUACUUGUUUGGUUGCAUUGUUGUAGAAUUGGCAUACACCAUGAGUGUGACUACAAAGUGUGAUGUUUAUAGUUUUGGAGUGGUGGCUUUAGAAACAAUGAUGGGGCAUCAUCCAGGAGAAUUCAUUUCCACUCUGACAAAGCCAUCUACUCAACAAUUAUUGGUGAAAGAUGUAUUGGAUCCACGGAUUCCACUUCCGAAAUCUCGGAAAGAUAUGCAAGAU